UUUUUUGUUAUAGAUUUAUGUAUAAAUAAAAACAUAUUUUUAUCAAAUAAGAAUAACUUGUUCAUUAAUAAUAUUGAAGAAUUCGAAAGAGGAAAAAGGAAAAAAAAAUUGUGUGUUAAUUUUAUAAGAACGAAUAAUAAAAAUUAUUAUAAAAAAAAUUGGGGAAAUAAUUUAUAUAAUAAGAAACAUAUUGUAUUGAAAGCUAAAAAAUUUGAUCAAAAAGAAUUGAAAAGAAGAAAAAAUUAUCAGUAUGCUAUGAAACAUAUGUAUGAUAAUAAUGGAAGAAGAAUAAAAGAUAUAAAUAAAGAAAAAAAAUCUUUAAAAAAAAAAAAACUAUUUGAUUACGAAG
Molecule: messenger RNA, 349 nt
Organism: Plasmodium gaboni
Lineage: Eukaryota; Apicomplexa; Aconoidasida; Haemosporida; Plasmodiidae
Exons: 1
Source: RefSeq, a predicted model, not a curated record